Theileria parva strain Muguga is the source of this 1111-nucleotide messenger RNA. Its product is annotated as putative integral membrane protein. The coding region runs from base 581 to 1108 and encodes 175 amino acids. Lineage: Eukaryota; Apicomplexa; Aconoidasida; Piroplasmida; Theileriidae. The transcript has a single exon. The record is from RefSeq and is a predicted model, not a curated record.
UUUGUGAUGAUAUAUAUUUCCAUUUUUUAACUAAAUUAAUUAGUAAAUUUUAAUUAUUUAUUUUAUUGUAACCAUGGAACCGUUGUAUACCAUUUCUUUCUUAAAACUCUCAAUUAUUCACUAAUUUUAUCAUUCACUCUUCUUUUUACAUGUUAUUUGUAUAGGUCUUAAAUACCAAUAUCUAUAAUCUCUAUUUGUCCCCUCAACUCUGUACUACCUUUGCGGGGCCUUCUGUAAUCUCACCUCGAUCCGAUGCAAUUUUUCCGUUUCUGUUUAAUUUAAUUUGUUGAAAUAACAAGACUUUGGCUUCUUUAUCUAUUUACCAGAUUCUAUUUGUAUUUGACCAUAAGCUCUUCUGUUUACGACCGUUAAAAUACACGCCUAAUGUGCUACGUUGUUUUUGAUUCUAAAUCUAUAAAUUAGUGCCAAUAUACAUCAAAUUUAUAUAUAAAAUUAUAAAGGUCUUUCACAAUUUUUUAAAUUUUUCUGAUUUUUAAUUUUUAAUAUUUAGCUUUUGAUAUCUAGUCGAUAGUCAAACGAGGUGCUUAGUGUAUAGUAAAUUUAAAGAUAACAUAUCAAGAUGUUGUCCGUUAACAAGAUUAAAGUCAUUAGUACCUUAUCUAAUGUCAUUUCUGUACUAUUGAACUCCUGUUUAAUAGUGUUUUGUUUCUAUCUGGUUAUGCAUAAAGGGUUCAAUUUAGGCAUACUGGUGGUUGAUGCGUACUUUGCUGCAAUUGGGAUAGUUUUUGCGUUGUUUUGCAUUUACUCGGUAAUCAAAGUAAAUUUAUCUUGCUUACUUCCUUUGAGAACUUACUAUGCAAUUUCUGGAUUUUUCAUGGCGUUUUGUGCCGUACUGCACACCCUGACGCCACUCUAUUCUACAUUUGAAGAUGAACCAUACACAACUGAAAACGCAUAUUACUUGGCAGCUACAACUUACAUUCUUUGUUUUAUUCAGAACUUAUACUCUUUCUUCCUAACCCACUCCUUAAUACAACACAAACGCAUCGAACUUGAGAAUGAAGGCUUUGAAUCAAUGGGAGAAGGCAAGUCAUGUUCUUUACUUAACGUCACCGCUGCUUCCAACAAAUUAGGUGCAGUAGUAUAAUUU